UUGCUCUCUCUCUCUCUCUCUCUCUCUCUCUCUCUCUAUAAUGGAGGGGAACGAACAUAGCCUGAGUUCUUACUAUCACCAACAGCCUCACCACCAUCAUCAGCAGCAACAGCACCACCACAGCGGCGGCGGCGCCACCACCGCCACUGCCAACUCCGCUGCCCCAAAUGGUAUAUUCUCCGGUCCCCUCCACAACUUGGCUUCCUCAGUCCAUUACUCUACUUCUGAAGGGACUCCUCUGGUUUUCCCUCCUCAUACCGUUACCGGCAGAGCCCCCGUCUCUGCUUGUACGCCACCGGAGACCGUAAAAAGGAAGAGGGGAAGGCCCAGGAAGUAUGGUACUCCUGAUGCGCCAGCAAGCGCUACGCCCUCUGCUUCUUCGGCCAAGAAGGUCUCUGUUACUUCUGAUUCUUCGCUUCCUCUUUCUCCUUCUUCGUCUUCUCCUCAUAAGAAAGAGCAGUUGUCGGCUUCGUCUCCUAAGAAAGCCCAAUUGGUUGCUCUUGGGGAUGCAGGACAAGGGUUUACACCUCAUGUCAUUACUGUAGCUGCUGGAGAAGAUGUUGCCCAGAAAAUCAUGUCAUUCAUGCAGCAACGGAAGCGUGCAGUCUGUAUCCUCUCGGCAUCUGGUUCAAUUUCUAAUGCAUCUCUUCGCCAGCCUGCCACACUGGGGGGCAAUGUGACAUAUGAGGGCCGUUUUGAGAUCCUUUCUCUGACAGGAUCUUACCUGCAUAGUGAGGUUGGAGGAGCAUCCUCAAGAACUGGUGGACUUAGUGUAUGUCUGUCUGAUUCUGAUGGUCGGAUUGUUGGUGGUGGAAUAGGGGGGCCAUUAAAGGCUGCCGGCCCAGUGCAGGUUAUUGUUGGUUCCUUUGUGAUUGACACCAAAAAGGAAGUUAGUGGUGGCCUAAAAGCUGAUGCUUCUACCAGCAAGUUACCGUCACCACUAGAUGGGGCAACAAUCUCAACUGUAGGCUUCCGACCAUCACCGGACUCUUCUGGGAGAAUCUCAGUCAGGGGAAAUGAUGAGCAUCAAAAUAUUAGUCCAGAUCAUUUCAUGUUACAACCUCGAGGAAUGCAUGUAAUGACUGGACUGUCAAAUGAUUGGAGGAGUGGCCCAGAUGCUAGAAACAAUGCUUUCAUUGAACUCGCAGGAAGAAAAGAUCAUAGAGCAUGCCAUUCUCCAGAAGAUGGGGAGGAUGAACAGAUUCGAGAAUAGGCCUGUUGGUUAUGAAGGUGCUGAUCAUAUUCGGAUUUCAUUGGUAAAGGAAUCAGUUUUAUAAUAGGCUUUUGUAACAGGUUGAUGUACAGCCGUUGUUCAUCAGGAGCAUAACCUAUUCUCUGUACAGGAUAUUGGCUGUUUGCAAUAGCUUUUGGCCUUUAGUCUUCUGCUGAUAUAUAGGUGAUGAUUUACAUUAUCAGCAUGUUGAAGGCUGAGGUGACUUAGCUUGUGCUCUGUGCAUUCAACUGGCAACAAGAUUGAUUCUCUCUUUUUC
Molecule: messenger RNA, 1490 nt
Organism: Telopea speciosissima
Lineage: Eukaryota; Viridiplantae; Streptophyta; Magnoliopsida; Proteales; Proteaceae
Product: AT-hook motif nuclear-localized protein 14-like
Exons: 6
Coding region: 41-1213 (390 amino acids)
Molecular function (GO): minor groove of adenine-thymine-rich DNA binding
Source: RefSeq, a predicted model, not a curated record